UGAGUUUUUGAUGGUCAGCCUGUCCCAUCUGAAGGAAGAGGGCGAGCUUCUGCGGAGCUACUGGCCAAAAUACACCUGUCCUGUGGCUAAUAUGGAAUUCCAGCUCAACCGUCUGCGCACCUGUAACAGCUGUGGCUUCCAGAGGAGCUUCAGAGAGGAUUACAACUACCUCUCUGUGGUCAUCGGUCCUCGAGGAUGCCUCAUAGACAGCCUGCAGCAGUACUUCAAAAGAUCUUCGUUUGACUGCUCAUGCAGCGAGUGCGCCGGCUCUACAGCCUCUGAGGAGCUGGAAGUAAUUGUCCUUCCACGCAUCCUGGUGCUUCUGGUCAUGCGUUUUGAUAUCGCAUCCUCAAUGUCCAAGCUGAAGGAUCGACUGAAAGUCCCAAAAGAGUUUUCUCUGUCCUGCAGCACAGGUGGAAGCAUCAGACAGCAGCUGCACACAGUACAGACUAUCUGCUGCUGUGUCACAUCUGGGCAGCAGUUUGUAUUGUGGGCACUACAUCAGUCACAUCCCUGACCUCAGUGGAUCUGGAUGGCUGGAAUGCAGCGACUCAUCCAUCAGAAAAUCCAGCUGGUCCAAAGCCUCAUGUAACAUCGAGAGAAACGGAUACAUGCUCUUCUAUGUGAAGAGCUGAGCAGAAGCUGAUUGAUGAUGCAGUUUUGAAGAGGAAAGGAAACACUGCAGAGAUGCAUUCUGGAGAGAUCUACAUCAGUGUUUCACUGCAAGAAAAGCAGACUGCUCCUAAUAAAA
This is a messenger RNA of Puntigrus tetrazona (Sumatra barb), 751 nucleotides long. RefSeq names its product ubiquitin carboxyl-terminal hydrolase 37-like. The record is from RefSeq and is a predicted model, not a curated record. NCBI's taxonomy places the organism in Eukaryota, Metazoa, Chordata, Actinopteri, Cypriniformes, Cyprinidae. The transcript has 7 exons. Bases 11 to 517 code for a protein of 168 amino acids.